Molecule: messenger RNA, 2247 nt
Organism: Phyllostomus discolor (pale spear-nosed bat)
Lineage: Eukaryota; Metazoa; Chordata; Mammalia; Chiroptera; Phyllostomidae
Product: serine/threonine-protein kinase MARK2-like
Exons: 1
Coding region: 1-2247 (748 amino acids)
Biological process (GO): intracellular signal transduction; protein phosphorylation; microtubule cytoskeleton organization
Cellular component (GO): cytoplasm
Molecular function (GO): protein serine/threonine kinase activity; ATP binding; tau-protein kinase activity
Source: RefSeq, a predicted model, not a curated record
AUGCCUGAGGACUUGACAUCCGCCUCGGACGAGGAGUGCCGCAUUGGUGGCUAUCGAAUCAUCAGGACCAUAGGCGAAGGGUCCUUCGCGAAAGUCAUGCUGGCCCGCCACAUUGUAACGGGCACCGAAGUGGCAGUGAAAUUCAUCAGGCGGGGCUCCUCUCUGGCUCUCAGAGAAGUCCAAUGCCUCAAGAAAUUACACCACCCAAACAUCACGAGGCUGUUUGAAGUCAUGGCCACAAAAAAUAACUUGAUUAUGGUGAUGGAGCACCUGAGCGGUGGUGAGCUAGCCACUUACCUGCAAAAGCAUGGUGCCAGGACAGAAGAGGAGGCCAGGGCCAUCUUUCGACAGCUGGUGUCUGCACUACACCACUGCCACGGAGAGGGGUUCGUACACAGAGAUUUGAAGCCGGAAAACAUCCUUCUAGAUGCUGACAACACCAUCAAGCUGGCCGACUUCGGGUUCACCAAGGAGGUGAAGCAUAACCUCCUGAGCUCCUUCUGCGGGACCGCGACGUACAUGGCCCCGGAGAUCAUGAUGGGCCAGGCCUAUGACGGCCAGAGGGUCGAUAUCUGGAGCCUCGGAGUCGUCCUUUACCAGCUGGUGACGGGGAGGCUCCCGUUCGAGGGGGAGACCUAUGGGGCAGUGAAGAAACGGGUCUUGACAGGGCACUUCCUCUUACCCCAUUUCCUCUCGGAGGAAUGCCAACAUCUUCUACAGAACAUCAUGACCCUCGACCCCGCCCAGAGGCCGACCCUGGAUGCCAUCAUAAAACACCCCUGGGUCAACAGAGGGCAAAAGGAGGGAGUGAAGUUAUACAGUGAGCCGCUGUGUGGUGAUAUCGACCCCCAGAUCAGCGAACAAAUGAAACAGCUUGGGUACGACCAGGAGGACGUAAGGGAAUCGGUGGCCCAGAAAACCUUCGAUCAUAUCAUGGGCACUUACUUAAUCCUCCGCAGCACAAAACGGAACAUUAGAGGCCAUACGGUGCAUGUAAGACCUUGCUCCUCCCCGGAACAAAGACAACAUCGACCCACAACGCCGGAGCUGCGGGCAGCAGGAGAGAAAACGAACAGGUCCACCAGCCCACCCACCAAGGUGCCAGUGAGGGUGCCUGUCCGUGCCACCAGCAUGGCACCAAAGGGGGCUGUCUCCGCCACUGGUGUGGCACACAGGGUGGCCAUCCCCACCACAGCAAUGGAGGUGAAGCUGGCUAUUCCAUCUGCCAGCUCACAAGGGGAGGGGGCCACCCCAGCCUCCAUUGUGCCAGUGGAGCUGGCUGUUCCAUCUGCCAGCUCCCAGGGGGAGGGGGCCACCCCAGUCUCCAUUGUGCCAGUGGAGCUGGCUGUUCCAUCUGCCAGAUCAGAGGGGGAGGGGGCCACCCCAGCCUUCAUUGUGCCAAUGGAGCUGGCUGCUCAAUCUGCCAGCUCACAACUGGAGGUGGCCACCCCAGCCUCCAUUGUACCAAUGGAGCUGGCUGUCACAUCUGCCAGAUCACAACUGGAGGUGGCCACCCCAGCCUCCAUUGUGCCAAUGGAGCUGGCUGUCACAUCUGCCAGCUCACAACUGGAGGUGGCCACCCCAGCCUCCAUUGUGCCAAUGGAGCUGGCUAUUCCAUCUGCCAGAUCACAACUGGAGGUGGCCACCCCAACCUCCAGUGAGUCAGUGCAGCUGGCUGUCACAUCUGCCAGCUCACUAGCAGAGGUGGCCACCCCAACCUCCAGUGAGCCAAUGGAGCUGGCUCUCACAUCUGCCAGCACAGAACCAGAGGUGGUCAUCAGGACCUCCAGCCUGGCAUGGCAGGUGGAUAUAUCCAACGCCAGCGGGGAAGUGAAGGGGGCCAUGAAACCAGAGGGUUUCAAAUCCAGCACACUCUCCUGCCCUGAGUCCAGCCCAGCCACCACCAGCCGUGCCCUCCAUCAUGGUUCUCUCAGGUCCUUCACCACUGCCAGCUCAGCCCUAGAGAAUGGCUCUUUAGGCUCCCGCACCACCUCAGGCAGAAGAAAGAGCAGCACCAGGAGCACCAGAAGCACCAGCAGGACAGGCAGCACCAGCAGCAGCAACCACGGCUCUUCUUCUAAACAAAGAGAAGGCUGGAAGCAGGGACCAAGAAGAGUUAUACAGUUCUUAUUGAAAGUAUUCUGCUGUCAGCCCUCUGCCGCAAUAGACAAAAAACAGAAAGAAAAACCAAAAGACCAAAGAAGGUUGCCCAUUAAAUUCUGGAGGGUCAAAAUAGGGCCACAUUAA